AUGUAUGAGGUGAGGACGACCGAUUGGCACUAUAUGAAGAAGCGCGUGAGCAACCGACUCGCUGCCUUCUUGGGCGUGUCGCCUUUGUAUGUGGACCUUGAGCAAGUGGUGCCCAUCAUCGUAGGGGAGAGGUGUUUGCCAGGGGUCCUCCUGUGCCAAGACCUCAAGCGCAAAGUUUGGCUUCGUGCACCCGGUCUUGGUGGUGCUUCUGUGGACGGGGACCUGCACAAUACCGAGCCACGGAAUUGCCUACCUGCUGAUUCCAGCAAAUCCGGAUCAGACAACUGGGAUAGCGUUCAAGCAUUGGUGGGCUCUGCCUUCAAUCCUCAAUGGAGAGAUGAUGCGGACCUGUUGGAGAAAGUCUGGGAGGAUAACUUCUGUGUGUCGCAGCUGAACACCUCCUUGAUGCUUUUUCCAACGCCGAUCAACAAUACCUUCAUCACGGGCUGGCGGUACGACAGCAAGCGAAGAACUGUGGGCAACCUCGUCGUGGCAGGAAACCAGGCGAAGGGUGUGCCGCUGGAGCUGCAUAUUGUUGGAGUGAUCCCCACCAAGUGGGCAAGAUACUUCAACUCAAAAUUCAUCCUCAACGGAAGCAUCCCUCUGCCUCUGUACCAGCCAGAGGUGGUGGACACCGCAGCGGUAUUUACCGACGAGCUGAAUGUCACCAUUGGAAUCUUUGGCGUGCGACAAAAGGAAGGUGGUAUCAAUAUGGGCAUUUUGGACUACCUUCCCGUUUGCCUUGAUCCUCCAGUGGAGGCAAGAGGAUGCUUCAGGAUUGAUCACAAGAUCUACGAUGACAAUGUUUGGAACGAGUAUAACUUCAAGAACGUCAUGAUGUGGCAGAGGGACCUCAUGCUUGAGGGCCUGAGUGAGUACAACUACCCCUUUGGUGAUUGGAAUGCCACAGAAGGGCCAUGGCCUUCCUACGAGUGGUACGGCUUGAGAAUGACCCCAGAGGACCCUGGAGUCAGAUAUUUGGGCCCAUGGGCUCAAUACACAUUUCCGCAGAAGGAGUAUAGCCUGGACCAGCAGUCCUUCUGCCAAACUGGCUCCAACUGUACUGAGAUUCCUGUGGCGCCGUUACGCUGCCAAAUUUGUGUUGUCGGAAAGUGGGAGCAGUCACUGAUGUUAGGUACCACACUUGGAACUUUGAUCAGCAUGCGCACAAGUGACCCUGGGGCAGAUAAAGACUUUGAUCAAGAAAUGAGGAAGAAAUGUCCUCGAGCUCCACAUAGCAUUCUGCUCAUGAAACCCUUUUUUGAGAAGCCUGUGAAUGGAUAUGUUGCGAUUUCUGCUGGCUUUGAAAUGCCUGUAGCUCAUCGUGGAAGUGGGUCAUGGAACAACACAGACAUUUCAUUGAGUCAGAGUCUCUUUGCCAUUAUGAAACGCACCAGUUCUGACGAUGGCGGCAUCAUUGCACCACGAAAUCUGGCACAUGUGGACCCCGUGGGGUUUGCGGCCACAUUGAACGGGAAGACUCAUCAGAGAGACAAUCCCUUCAGACUGUCCACGGACUUGCUGUAUGAGUCGAAGAUUGUGCCCUUCAGCGCCCCAAUGAUGCUGAUCUUUGGGGGCAAAGGCUUCGAGCACGUCAAGGAUCCUGCAACAGGCCGAUUGAUCUAUCAUUUUUGCGAGCAGCUCUCAAAAGUCGACUUGAGGGAAGAAUGGCGUUCUUGCAGUGAAGUUACCUUGAAUGAGCUCUGGCGAUACGACAUCAAAGGCAACAAGUGGGAGUUCUUGAAGACAGAUUCUGCCACAAGUCCGACCACCCUGGAGCCUGUUGGUUGGCCAGUUGCAAGGUUUGGUCACGGUGCAGCAGUUAUUCGAAUGGUCGAUGAACAAAACUCCGACAUCCAGCGCCUCUACAUGUACAUUUUUGGAGGCAUGGGCAACCAAUGCCCUGGCAGCGUUUGCAGUGACGUUUGGCGCUAUGAAAUCCCUUGGGCAGCCCAGGCCUACUAUCCCAAGUAUCCGACCGGAGACUGGGUGAGAGGCAAUGUGUGGGAUCGUUUGAAGGUCAGUACCUCCAGCAUGGAGUACAUUUAUGUCUACGGUGGACAAACUCUCGGAGGCUUUGACAACACGUUACUGCGCUAUCGGAUUUCCACAGAUCUGUGGGAGGACAUGAGGCCAUAUGGCCGAGUAUCGUUGACUCGGCUGAUGUAUGACUACUUUGGAACUCCUGCUGCAACAGAUGCACCAGUUCAGUCGUAUGAAGAGGAGACAGACGUUGAUUGUGACCUUGCGUGGUCUUUCACAGGGAAAUUUGCACAUUGCAAGGCGCAACAUUGGGUGUGUCCAACAUGUGGGCUGGUCCUGGGCCGUCGAGAGGAAGGGGCUCACAUGCCCACUGAGCGUGCAGACCAUAGCAUCGUCAGCUACCAUGAUGAGACCCCGGGAGCUGUGGAUGAUGUGCUUGCAGUGAGGGCCUUACACCACUCCUGUGCCGUGGGAGACUUAUUCCUGACCACUGUGGAUGCCCUUCCUGACCACUGUGGAUGCCCUUUUGGAAUGCCUUUCUCAUCUUGGGCUGGGGACGGGUAUUUGGCCUUUCUCGAUGUUUUUCCUUUUCUCUUCAGGAACACAGGAGUCGUGUCGAGCUGUGCAGCUGCGUCCGGCUGCGGAGGAGUCCAAGUCAUUGGCUCCUUUGACACCCUGGGGAACGACCAGAAUCCUGAGACAUCUAUAGGUUUGAUUACAACGACCAUCACCACCUCUGAGCAGAUUAUCCUGGCACAGGAACCGCCACCUCAACUGGUGCGGGUGAUGCCGGUGCCGGUGCCGGAAGCCCAUCUCCACCACCUGGACCUGGCACCAAUCCUCCGGUUGUCCGUG
Molecule: messenger RNA, 2838 nt
Organism: Cladocopium goreaui
Lineage: Eukaryota; Dinophyceae; Suessiales; Symbiodiniaceae
Source: the annotation of a GenBank genome assembly